This is a messenger RNA of Hyaloscypha bicolor E, 1665 nucleotides long. Its product is annotated as amino acid transporter-like protein. The coding region runs from base 1 to 1665 and encodes 554 amino acids. The transcript is spliced from 2 exons. Gene Ontology annotation, cellular component: membrane. Gene Ontology annotation, biological process: amino acid transmembrane transport. NCBI's taxonomy places the organism in Eukaryota, Fungi, Ascomycota, Leotiomycetes, Helotiales, Hyaloscyphaceae. The record is from RefSeq and is a predicted model, not a curated record. Gene Ontology annotation, molecular function: amino acid transmembrane transporter activity.
AUGGGCGUCAGCGACAGCGAGAAGUAUGCCUCCGAUCUGGACAACCAGUCUCCCAUUGGGGGCACGCCGCCGAUUGGGGACAUCGAGCUGGGCGAGGGUGGACUGAAGAGAAGUCUGAAGGGCAGACACAUGCAGAUGAUUGCCAUCGGUGGUUCCAUCGGCGCUGGUCUGUUCGUUGGUUCUGGUAGCGCUCUGAGCAGUGGUGGUCCGGCUUCUCUUAUAAUUGACUUUAUCGUCAUUGGUAUCAUGUUGUUGCUCACUGUCAAUGCCCUUGGAGAGCUUGCUGCUCUGUACCCUGUCGCUGGUUCCUUCUACAACUACUCAAUCCGGUUCAUUGACCCCGCAUGGGGCUUUGCCAUGGGCUGGAACUAUGCCAUGAACUGGUUGAUAGUCUUGCCAUUCGAGCUCACCACCGCCGGUAUCACAAUCGCCUUCUGGACCGACCCAAACAACACUGGCACUCCGUCCAUCAACGUCGGUGUCUGGAUCACAAUCUUCCUGCUCAGCGUCGUUGUUGUCAACAUCUUCGGUGUCCGCGGCUAUGGUGAGGUCGAGUUCGUUCUUGGCCUGAUCAAGGUGACUGCAAUUAUCGGUUUCAUCCUCCUCGGUGUUAUCAUCGACUGCGGCGGAGUUCCCACUGACAACAGAGGCUACAUUGGCGCCCACUACUGGCACGAGCCAGGUGCAUUCCGCAACGGCUUCAAGGGUUUCUGCUCCGUGUUCGUCACUGCCUCCUUUGCCUUCGGUGGAACUGAGCUGGUGGGUCUCGCCGCAGCAGAAGCCGCCAACCCAAGAAAGACAAUCCCCAAGGCCACUAAGCAAGUGUUCUGGCGUAUCACCCUCUUCUACGUGAUCUCGCUCUUCCUUCUCGGCCUCAUCGUCCCCUCCGACAACGAGAACCUCUCCCAAGCCUCCGGUGGUAACACCAGAUACUCUCCCUUCGUUUUGUCUUUCCAACUUGCUGGCAUCAAGGCUCUCCCUUCAAUCUUCAACGCAGUCAUCACCCUCUCCGUCCUCUCCGUUGCCAACUCCUGCACCUUCGCCGCCACGCGAACCGUGCAAGCCCUCUGCGCACGUGGCAUGGGCCCCGCGAUCGGUGCCCGCGUCGACUCCAAAGGCCGUCCCUACGUAGUCCUCAUUGUCACCCUGCUCUUCGGUUGCCUGGCCUACAUCAACGAAGCCUCGACCGGAAGCACCAUCUUCACCUGGCUGCUGUCCAUCUCCGGGCUGUCCAACUUCUUCACCUGGGGCAGCAUCUGCUUCGCGCACAUCCGCUUCCGCAAAGCGUGGGCCAUGAACGGCCGCACCACCGACGACCUGCCGUUCGCGGCCAUGUUCGGCACCAUCGGCUCCUGGAUCGGUCUCGGGCUCAACAUCCUCUGCCUCAUUGCCCAGUUCUACGUCGCGCUGUUCCCUAUCGGAGGCAAGCCCAACGCCGAAGCGUUCUUCGAGUCGUAUCUCGCUGCGCCGGUCGUGAUCAUGUUCUUCGUCGGCUACAAGCUGUAUUACAGACAAUGGUCUCUCGGCGUCAAGCUCUCGGAGAUCUCGAUCGACGAGGGACGACGAGAGGUUGAUCUCGAUGCGUUUAGAGCCGAGCUCGAAGCGGAGCGCGCGGAGAAGGCGACGUGGCCCUGGUGGAAAAGGACGUGGGAUUUCUGGAUGUAA